Messenger RNA from Pimephales promelas (fathead minnow), 1217 nucleotides. RefSeq names its product ring finger and FYVE-like domain containing E3 ubiquitin protein ligase (gene rffl). Gene Ontology annotation, molecular function: ubiquitin protein ligase activity. Gene Ontology annotation, biological process: proteasome-mediated ubiquitin-dependent protein catabolic process; negative regulation of extrinsic apoptotic signaling pathway via death domain receptors; protein K48-linked ubiquitination. Lineage: Eukaryota; Metazoa; Chordata; Actinopteri; Cypriniformes; Leuciscidae. The record is from RefSeq and is a predicted model, not a curated record. Gene Ontology annotation, cellular component: plasma membrane; cytoplasm.
UUUUGAAAGAACAGAACGUGCUUGCGCUUCAGUACACACCACUAACCGGUCCGGAGCGUCACUAACGAACUUCGCGUAAAUCGAAACACCAAACGUGUGUGUUCAUCCCAAAAAACAAACAAACAAAAAAAACAACAACCACAAAAUGAAGAGCUGAAAGUCUUUAUUUGUUCAGUAAGGAUUAUUGAUCAAUACAGAGUUUUCAACAUCUGCGGCUGUGGUUUUCGAGUGCCUUCGUUUCAUUUGAGAUGUCAAUGGAUUGGAUUAUAUAUCACUGAACGUCACAGCAUACACGUCACUUACUCCUUUUCAAGCAAAGUGGCUGAAUACCAGUUGCCAUUACAAGACAAGAGAAGUAAACAAAGAGGAAGAUCCGGCAGACAUGCGGAGAAUUUGCUCAGCACAAGCUUUAUCAUUUUGCGAAUUUUAGUGAGAGUGCAGAACGCGUAGGUGUGGAGUAUGUGGGCCAGCUGCUGCGGCUGGCUCGGUCUGGAUGAUCCCACUGUGGAGAACACCAGAAGUAGCACACCACAUCAGACCUUCACAAACUCAGGCUUCAGCGGUUACCCAUCACCCCCUGCUCCAGAAAACACAUGCAAGGCCUGUGGAGGUCGCUUUGACAGCCUCGCCAGGAAGCACAUGUGCAUGGACUGCAAGAAAAGCUACUGCAGCCAGUGCUCCGCUCAGCUGGACGCCCAGCCGUGGCUGUGCCACACCUGCCAGCGUUUCCGUGGGAUCUUGUACGAGCGAGCUGAGCUGAUGAGGCUGAAGGUGAAGGAUCUGAGGGAUUAUCUCCACCUGCACGGGGUCCCCACACAGAUGUGCCGAGAGAAGGAGGAGCUGGUCGAGCUGGUCCUCGGCCAACAGACACCUCCGUCUGACACACACAUUCCUCCCCCAAUAACCACGCGCUUGGACCCGCAGGUAGACCCUUACGCUCCAUUCAGCACAGCAAACCUGUCGCAGGACAACAGCACAACAGAACUGGCACCUCAGGCUCAAACAACAGAAGAUGCACAGGUACGAAAAGGAAAAACAGUCUGCAUAACAUUCAAAAAGUGCUUUUAUGCUCACCUGGACUGCAUUUAUUUGAUCAAAAACUGUAAAAAGUCAAUUUGUGAGACAUUACAAUUAGAGCCCGACCGAUAAAGGAUUUUGAAGGCCGAUACCGAUACAUAUUUUUGGGUUUAAAAUCCGAUAAUCCGAUAUAUCGGCCG